Suillus clintonianus is the source of this 1758-nucleotide messenger RNA. Its product is annotated as putative diphthamide synthesis protein-domain-containing protein. NCBI's taxonomy places the organism in Eukaryota, Fungi, Basidiomycota, Agaricomycetes, Boletales, Suillaceae. Gene Ontology annotation, biological process: protein histidyl modification to diphthamide. Bases 66 to 1589 code for a protein of 507 amino acids. Gene Ontology annotation, molecular function: 2-(3-amino-3-carboxypropyl)histidine synthase activity. The transcript has 11 exons. The record is from RefSeq and is a predicted model, not a curated record.
AUUCCUGAUUGUCACUAGUACUGUCAGUGACAUCUGAUGCUAGAUACAGACCUACACAUACACAGAUGACAGACGUCCCCGCUGUCUCUACUUUUUCGGCGUCGGGAGAGGAUGCGAUAACCCGCACCAUAGAGUUGAAUAUAGACUCAUCUACACAAGACAUAGCCCAGUCCGACUUCCUCGAAAUUUACGAGAUCGAACGAACAGUAACUGCGAUCGUAGAAGGGGACUUCAAACGAACAGCUCUCCAAUUUCCUGACGAACUUUUGCGUCAUUCUGUCCCAAUCUACCGUUUACUCAAGAGUAAGGCAGGCGAGGGUCAUGAUAUUUACGUCUUAGCCGACACUUCCUACGGAAGCUGCUGUGUUGACGAGGUUGCGGCACAACACGUCGAUGCAGAUCUAAUCGUGCAUUACGGCCACGCAUGUUUAAGCCAACCUUCUAGGCUUCCCGUGAUUUAUGUCUUUGGAAAGAAGCCUAUUGAUGUUGAUGAUUGCAUCAACCAACUCGGCAAUUGCUUAACCACUCGAUUACAGGAAGAUACAAACAGUGAUAGCGGUAAUCGACCAGAUAUUUUACUUCGCUAUGAUGUAGGAUAUUCCUACUGUGCAGACGUAAUCACCCAUCGACUGGGGAGUGAACUGCAGUCCCUAACUAUUAGGGUCUUGCACGACCCACUUCCAACUAGGCUUGAUCCUAAGACCACCGUGCAUAGUCCCAAAACCUUCGAGCCGGCUGUUGCCAAAGCCGAUGAAGAUAUCUGCACGAAUGUCGUGAUCGCAUAUAUCGGUGGCGAAAGCCUCAACCUUACGAAUUUAUUGAUGACGCACUCUCAUUGCGAGGUGUAUGCAUACGAUCCCUCUACAAGAUCCGCUCACUUGCAAUCACAUAGGACUAAUAAGUUGUUAAUGCGGCGUUUCGCGAUGGUCCAGAGAGCACGAGACGCAGAUGUUUUUGGCAUCCUCGUGGGCACGCUAGGAGUUACAUCAUAUCUACCCCUCAUAGCCCACGUCAGAAAGCUCCUAGCUCGUGCACAGAAGAAGAGCUAUACGAUCAGUGUCGGCAAGCUAAAUCCUGCGAAACUCGCGAAUUUCAUGGAGAUCGAGUGUUUCAUAUUGAUAGCAUGUCCUGAAAAUAGUGUGAUAGAUGCCAAGGAGUUUUUAAGACCAAUCGUUACCCCUUUUGAACUCGAGGUCGCGCUUCAAGCUGAAGGCACUUGGAGUGGACGAUACGUGCUAGAUUUUGAGAAACUCCUCGCCGGAGACUCUGAAAAUGACAUUGGUAUCGUUGCUGAAGGCAAUGAGAGCGAUCCAGAUCAACCGACCUUCUCCUUGAUUACUGGAAAGUACCGACAAGCAAGACGCUAUGGCACGCAAGACAAUGAGACGUCAACCGAGGGAACGUCAGCUGCUCUUACUCUUCGGAACCAAGACGGGGCUAUCUCGAAAUUAGCUGACAGUGCUGCAGCAUUGUUCCUUAACUCCCGCUCCUAUCAAGGGCUGGAGACUAAAAUUGGAGAAGAUUCUCCGUCUGUCCUGGAGCAAGGCCGUAGUGGUAUCGCUCGUGGUUAUUCUGAUGAUCAUGCAUGAAUAUAUCACACGUGUUAAUGUCGGGUUUUGAUGCGCUCUAGGAAUGUUGUGAUGCCCCUCAAACUUUUGCGCCUCGUCGUCAGACAGAACCCCCAGGGUAUAUCAUGUCCCACAGUAUUCAAAGGUUCUCUCUUGCAUCUGACGCUGUCAUCGCCAGUAUGUUCGUGCA